Colletotrichum chrysophilum is the source of this 684-nucleotide messenger RNA. RefSeq lists its product as uncharacterized. The transcript is spliced from 2 exons. The record is from RefSeq and is a predicted model, not a curated record. NCBI's taxonomy places the organism in Eukaryota, Fungi, Ascomycota, Sordariomycetes, Glomerellales, Glomerellaceae. Bases 1 to 684 code for a protein of 227 amino acids.
AUGGACUCUCCAAAACCGCCGAUCUUAUUCAUCCACGGCCUGUGGGUUACCGCCGCAUAUUGGGAACAUUGGGUGCCGUUUUUCGAAGAUUUGGGGUAUGAGGUACACGCCCCCGAGUGGCCGGGAAUCAACGGCCGCACCCCCGAAGAGGUCCGGGCCGAUCCACAGCUAUUGGCCAACAGGCACAUCGCGGAAAUCGUCGGAUACUACGAGGCCUUCAUCCACAAACUGCUAGCACCACCUAUCAUUAUCGGCCAUUCUUUCGGUGGCCUGUUUGCGCAAAUACUGUUAUCCAGAGGGCUCGGCGUCGCUGGUGUCGCAAUAUGCCCGGCACAACCAGCAGGAAUUAUCACUCUCCCGCAAACCACUUUCAAGGCCGCACUUCCAAUCAUCAAGAACCCAUUCAACGCGCACACCACCGUAUCCAUUUCCGAAGACCACUUCCACUGGGCCUUUGUCAACAACACCACAUCUGACAAGAGCAAAGAAUACUACGAGCGCUACUGCAUUCCGGGUGUCGCAAAGGUCCUCUGGCAGCUGACCACCAACGUUGCAGCGUACACCGGGCCUUCGCUUGUGGAAUUCAAGAUGUUCCCCGGUCGCACGCAUGGGAUGAUAUUUCAGCCCGGGUGGGAGCAAGUUGCCGACUACGUAUUGGAUUUUAUUGAGGAAGUGGUCCAAUGA